ACGAGGAACGACUCGGAGGGAGGAGGAAGAAGAUAGGAGGGAAACUUCAGCAGGACGAAGCAAAGACGGAGAGACAUCGCGUCGGUACCCCUCGACAGAUGUGGGAGGCGAGUUGUCAUCAAGUGGGCGCUGCGAACAGGUGGCUGCCGUUGGAAGUGAGGGUUGAAAUAGAACGACUGGCUGCAAUGGGCCACCAGAGGAGUGACAACGAAGGCUGUUGUCCUGAUGUCCCUGGAGGCUGUUGUGGUGAUGUGCCUGGUGAUGGCCAUCGUUAUGUGAAUCUUUUGUCUGGGCGGGGUGUGAACAAGUGCUCCAAGCCGGCAGCGACAUGGAAAACGGCAGCCACGUACGCAGUUAUAGCCCUGCUCGGCUGCUGCUGCUUUGCCAUCGCAGUCUGGAUGACGAUAAUAGGCGGGAUGGUGAGGGACGGGGCGUGUUGUCGGGGCUCAGCUACAGUCAGAGUGCCGGACAGGAGAGAAGAUAACAUUGUGCGGAUCGAACCUGCGGGAGAAUCCGACUCCCUAUAUGUGCAUCGGCGUCAAGGAAGCAAAGAUGAAGACGCGUUAGCAGUGCAUGGCACACUGCACAUGGCAACGGCGCUGGGGGAGCAGGUACCGCCAUCAGGCAUCCUGAGUGUGUGGGAAACAGGGCUGAUAAAGGCAAACCGCCUUGUGCUUUACCAUACACCCCAGCUGGAGACGCUGACCUACAUCGAACCGACGGAGGGGAACCACUUGUACUGCAUCUGCCUUAUUCGGGACUUGGUAUUCCCGCCUCUGCGGGACAGCCUGAGUUCCGUCGUCGUGUUCUACUACGUGCUGGAUGAACGCUGCUAUCCGAGCGAAAACGCAACCGAAGACGAGCGGCUGAUGUCCAUCAGGAAGGCGAAUCUGACUAUGAGUUCUGUUGGGGAGUCUCAAGUCACUCUUGACUUAGACGUGAUAACUUAUUUGUGGCCCCUUGCCCCACGGACGGGACCAAGACAAGCCUCCCCUGUCCUCUGGAAGGGGUACGACAUCAGUAGUGUCCCGGUGGAUGCGUUUUCCCCUGUCGAACUUUCCCGGCUUGGAACUAAUCUCGUCCUUGCAUCCCAGAGAACUAGCGGGAGUGGGAGAUCGCACGUCACGUUCGUCUCUACGGUCUACGGCAAUCGAUCUUCAGUGGACAUAGAAGCAGACUGGACGGAGGGCUUUGCGUUCAAUCCGGACAAGACGAAGCUGUACAUGAGCGACUCCGAAGACCCUCCGCGACUAUUCUCUUUUUCGUUAAAGGAGGGGGAGAUACCGCUUGGAGACCAUGCUUGGCGGGACGAGGAGACGAUCUUCAGUGGCGGUGUCAAUGGGAGUACGAACGUCAGCAGUGUGAAGUUUGGCAGUCGGAGUCUGACAGCAGACGGGAAAUGCCUCUACUUUGUCGACUAUGUGUCGAACAGAGUGUGGGCAGCCAACCUUGCCUCGAAUCCGUUCAAUCUCACGCUGGUGGCGGGAUCAGGAGAAGCCGGAAGGGUUGAUGGAGUGGCAUCCCGAUCCUCAUUUCAUGGAUUGCGAUCUGUGGUGGCGACUUCAGAUGGAUGCAAUCUAUUCACCACGGAGAUCAGUCCGCCGGGAGCUGUUCGCUGGCUCCAACUCGAUGAGCCCUGUGGCAAGGCAAGGGUCGUGGUCACCAUAGCGUCAUCCUUUAACUUGGGGCUCUGGGGCCUGACCCUCCAUGACGAUGGGACCAAACUGACACGGUACGUAGGAUCGAGCGCGGGACACUUGUUCCAGCUGGAGAUCGAUCGGUCCCUUCUUUACAUCUGCGAAUCUGCAGUCACUACCCCCCCCCAAGACUCCUCGUCCGCUCCACUGCUCUCGGCGCCAUCUCCCAUCCCGUCUAGGAGUGACGCGCCUCCCAGCCUUUCCUCGGCGCCAACUCCUACCCCGUCAAGUGACGCUGCAAUCCCUAGGCAGUGGUCAUCGUCAGCAGAAGGAGAACCGACAACAACUCCAUCCUCCACCUCCCCCGAUUCUGAAUCAAUUCCCGCACCCGGUAGUGAGUCUCGUGGCACUCGGCCGUGGGGUUCGAUCGCCAGUCCAACUGACCUCCCCCCCUCUUCCAGCACUGCCCCUCCUCCCCCCCCAGAGUCAUCAUUGCCUUCAGAAGGAGGACCAAUAACACCUUCAUCCUCCACCUCCCCUGAUUCUGACUCAAUUCCCGCACCUGGUAGCACUCAGCCGAGGGGCUCUACCGCAAGUCCAACUGACACCCCCCCGCCUUCCAGCACUGACCUGCCAGACGGCGCCUCGACCCCCAGUCCAAGUAACCACCCUCCCCCCCCCUUCAGCAGUGAUGCGCCUACCGGUAGCCACACUCCCCCUUCCGACACGAAUACCCUUAGCAGCACUGCCACUGGCAAGGAGUCCUCCCACAUUGCCGCUAACCCCGGCAACAGUUUGGCUCUCCCCGUAACGGUUGCCGUGCUGGCUACUGUCCUUGGUGUCCUUGCUGUAGGCAGACUGUACCGAAUGUAACAGAGGGCGAUAAAGCCGACAAGGGCAA
Molecule: messenger RNA, 2538 nt
Organism: Chara braunii
Lineage: Eukaryota; Viridiplantae; Streptophyta; Charophyceae; Charales; Characeae
Source: the annotation of a GenBank genome assembly